UCAUUGUAAAUAAUUAAUUCACAAAAUAUACCAUAUCCAUUGCAUGAAUUUUAUAGGAUUUAUUAUAAUAAUUUUUACUCAAAUACUUUUUUUUUCUUCUCAUUGGGCCCCUUAUGCCUUAUGGGGGAUCCCGGAUCCCCUGAGCCCCCCCCUUCAAUUCGAGCACUGGUUUUAGCUUAAUCCAGUACCGCGCCUUAGUUAAAGUGGCAGUAGUAACGACUCUGAAAAUUAUUUUCAGUUACAACAGCUCAAACAUUCAUGUUUAGUCUGGAAGCCUGGUCUGUGAAACCGGCAAUAAAAGUUUAGAGCUACUUCACAAAUGCUUGGUUCACAUCAAACGCAAACAAUCGCGUUCCACGGUCUUUAUUUCUCGCGGGAACGUUCGUUAUUUUCGCGUGAGUGACGCGAGCUGACAAAGAUUUUCAAUUUGCACGGAAGAGGAGAUUCACGCGCGUUUGCAUAUUCGUGUCUUCGCAUUGACGAUGUAUAUAAUUAAUUACAUGGCACUUUUUGUUAAUUUAACCAGUUUGUCCUAUUUCAAUUUUCUGAAAUUAAAUUCAAAUAAAAUAAAAGGAAAGGAAAUUUAAUUAAGAAUGUCGCAAAACUGUCAGUAGUUCACGGAAUUAAAAAUAAUAAUUUAGCUUAAAACACGCACCCAUAAACAGUGAAUUUAUAUGAAAAUGACACCUGUAUGUGUGUAAACGGGGGACCCCAAAAACUGAUGCACCUGAUUGGGACGAGCUUCAUUUUGACUGUUCAAAUUCAUUAGUGGAGUGUCAGCCACAUUGACUAUGUCGACUAGAAUAAGUUUUUUAUCAUUUUUUUAAACCUUUAUAGUUUUUAUAUAAUUAAUUUUUAUAGUGACACUUGUUUAAGUAAGUCGAGCAGCUAUACGUUUCAUAGUUUUUGUUAAACUGUUCAAAUCGACAGGCUAAUAAUAUCCUAAGGACUUACGUUAAGAAAGUUAAAAUAAAGUUAUAAAGCAAUAACCUUCAAUGUGACUGACAACUCCACUAACGAAUUUGAACAGUCAAAGUGAAGCUUCGUUUCUGUGUUUGUUUGUGUUGCGAGAAUUUGCCGCGCGAUACUGUGUUUGUUUGUGUUGCGAGUAUAUGCAGCGCGUUUCUGUGUUUGUUUGCGUUUGAGUAUUUGCAGGACAUUUGUCGCCAAACUAAUAAAGAAGCUUUCUGAAUUUGCUUGUGUUUUUUGUGUUUGCAUGUGUUUUCUUCUGUUGCAGCGCAGUGAGACCUAGCGGCCACCGUAUUUUACAGUAAAAGAUGUGGGAAAAUUAAGAUGUUAAAUGAGUUUAACUUCUGAACAGUAUUGCAAAAGACUGUUUACUAGUAAGUCUAUUAUUUAGAAAUAUAUUUACAUCAGAAGAAGAGCUCCCUCAAAGUUCUCUCAAACUUGAACAUGGGCGGUCACUUACCGGUCUGUGAUGUCAUUUCAUGAUGGAGUUCUCUGUCAGACGGCCCUUUAUAAAACUGUCUGUUAGUCAGUGAGUGCUACACUGUUAACAUACACAGUAGAUCUCUAAAAUGUCUUUCUACUCACCAUCAGGCUCGUGCUGCGUAAGUCCCACCGUGAAUGCCGUCCGGUUCGACACCGCGCACCGCAAGAAAGCGUCGGCAAACAUCUUCGAGAACAUCAACUGGGGCGUGCUCGUUGAACUCUUUGAGAAAGCGGGAGACACGAAGGCGAUCGAGAGAGCAAAGAUCAUUCUCACACAUUACCAGGACCCCGAGUGCAUCUCCAAAGCGCUCUUGACUCUUCAAACGGAUAAAAGAGACAGAUUCAUGCUCAUUACAGGACUGACGCGCCGGUCGUUUACACUUCGCUUAGGUGUGCAGAUGCGCAGGUACGCGCACUGAGAAAGAGGCCGUGCUCGUACAUCCAGACCCUGGAGGCUGAUGUUCUGAUGCUGAACUUGUGGUGGCUUUAUUCACCUAAACCCUGCUGUAUUGUGCGAACAUACAGAGAGAAGUGACCGAACUGUGGGUGGAGAAAAGUGGAGUAUUGAUGCUUUUUGAAACCUGGAGAACAUUCGAAACAGACUGAAGCAGUGGAUGCGAUUGUCAAGAGAUGUAGAAAUAGCCUACCAAUGAUGCAAUCUUGAAAUUGUUUUGGGAAGCAAUUCUGUUGGAUUAUUAUUUUUGGAUAUUCAGACAGUGUUAUGUCAACACACAUUUUGUAAAAAUAUUAAAAUUAUAUUUUUCUUUCAA
This is a messenger RNA of Triplophysa dalaica, 2222 nucleotides long. RefSeq names its product transcriptional and immune response regulator-like. The record is from RefSeq and is a predicted model, not a curated record. The transcript has a single exon. Lineage: Eukaryota; Metazoa; Chordata; Actinopteri; Cypriniformes; Nemacheilidae. Gene Ontology annotation, biological process: endothelial cell activation involved in immune response; negative regulation of Notch signaling pathway. Gene Ontology annotation, cellular component: cytosol; nucleus. Gene Ontology annotation, molecular function: Notch binding. Bases 1539 to 1871 code for a protein of 110 amino acids.